Messenger RNA from Megachile rotundata (alfalfa leafcutting bee), 3126 nucleotides. RefSeq lists its product as uncharacterized. Lineage: Eukaryota; Metazoa; Arthropoda; Insecta; Hymenoptera; Megachilidae. The record is from RefSeq and is a predicted model, not a curated record.
AUGGCCCGCGCCGUUGUAAAGAGCAAUCGUAGAAAAAAAGGAUUUGCGCUGUUUCCGCAUACUAAUCGGUUUCGUUUUUCGCAGGUUUCGUCGCUCGAGAAGACGAUUUUCAAGGAAAAAGAGGGGCAACAGUCGAACGACCGCGAAGGAAUCUCGUUCGUCCGUGAAAAUAAUGGAGCAACAGCAGACGUUGUCCUCGUCGAUUUAGAGACGCCUUUACUAAUCGUCGCGUUGCUUGAAUUUCAGGUUGGUUCCACGAAAAACGAACGGAGUAAUGUCGGACGAGACAUUAGGAAGGAAGAGUCGACGGCAACGCGUUCGAGUGUCACCGAUCAAGAAACAAAAUGUUUCUUCGCGAGCCUAGGCUGGAACUUGGAUGGAAGCAGGCGCGGUUCGCGGCAAUCCGCGAACGACGUGCCGGCGCCGCUGACGCCUCAAAGACGCGCGAGGCUUCACUGUUCUUCUCGUCAUACCAGCAGAAACAACAACAACAAUAACAGCAGCAGCAACAAUAACAAUAGAUCGAGCAACGUAUCCGUGUCCGUAUCGGGACUGGAUCGACGACACAAUUGCUCGCGCUGCGGCAAAAGUUACAAGAACGCGUACAUACUGAAGAGGCACUUGCUGUACGAGUGCGGCAAGGCGCCGUCUUUCAACUGCCCGCACUGCGCGUUCAGCUCUAAAUACGAGAGAAAUUUGAAGGCGCACAUCAAUCAUCGGCACGUGGCCCCGCAAUCGUCGCAGGGCAGUUCGGUUUCGGGCAGCGGCGCUUCGGGCACCGGCAGCAUCGCCAGCACCGCCGCCACCGUUAAUCAAAGGGCCUGAAAUCAGCUCGCGGCACGAACGACCACCACCCUUCCUCGUAGGAACGUCGAAUCUAAGAAAUCCUCGUUAUCUUAGAUCGUCGCGAACGUUCGCGACCACUUGCUUUUCUCUUUGUCCGUCGCCGAACGGUCCUAUCUUUUCUUUAUUUCUCUUCACUUUCCUUUUCGUCUCCUCGUCCCCUCUUCCUUGCUUCUCGAUCGUCGACGAUCCAACGGUUCCCCUACGAUCUUCCCUUCGUUUUCUCGACCGCUCGUUGUAAUACCGGCAACUAUCCGAACGGUAACGGCAAAUACGUGUUCCUGGUUGACGUAGGUCGAAACAGCCGCACACACAAGUGACAAUACGUUUCCGUCGUACGACUCGAGGAGAAUUCGCUUCGUAUCCGACGAUAGAAUAAUAGAGCGAACGCGAAAAGACGGUUUCGUAGCUGCCUGUCGUCGAAGUAGAGGAAUUAGCGUCUUCGCCGUGGCACGAAGCCGUUGUUGGAUCCCGUUUGACGAAUGUAGCGUAAAACAAAGCGAAACAAACGAAAAAGGUAUUGUUGAAUAUUUUAGAGAGGCUCGACGAGAAGAGUGUCGGGAGAGGUCUGUUCCGGUCGAUGAUCGGUCGGCCGAGAGGAAGAUACUUUCCCGGAUGUUCUUCGAGCCUCUGACAGAUUAUCAAAUUGCCCAAUUAUUUUUCUACUAAUUAUAAGGGAAAGCAAGAAUUUCUGCGCGACCUAUCGCGAAAUGGACGACGUUCUCAAACGGCGCCAGAAAUUCCGUUGUUCGUUGUUCGAUUCGAAAAUAGGUGCACACUCGAUGAUCGUGGUUACCGAACGGGAAACAGCGAUAGCCGCGACGAUCGAGUCGACGUGGAUUUACCGAAACGAUCGAAAGACGAGAGAAAAUUCUCGGUGCAACGAAAAAUCUCCGACGCUAAUGAUAUCCCGAUUCUAGCUCUCUAGCGUAGCGUAGCGUUUAAGUAUCGUUGGAAAAUUCUAGUCAAACGGAUUCGUCGAUAUAAUUUUGUCGAGUUUCGCGCGGCGCUUCGACGAUUCCGAUCGAGCGAACACGAUCGUGCACGUAGUAGAUGCCUUUUUUUUUCUUUUUUCUCGAUAAGGAAAGCGCGAAAGUCGUUCUCGAUCGUCGUCGUAUUCGUCGACGCGAUCGCGCGCGAUCAAAGUUACGUUAUUUUUGUCCAAGUUGCAUUAGUCUGAGAAUCUGCGAAGCGAUCGAACGAAUUUCGUUCCGAUCCGUUCGACGACUUCGCGUCGAUUCUUCUCGUUCCGUUUAGAGCCGUCUACUUUACGGACGGGCCUAAAGCGGGCUCUUACCUAAUAUAGGUUAAUAGUCGAGAUAGAGAAUCUAUUUAAAUCAAAAAAAGUAUAUAUAUAUAUAUAUUGUAUUGUAUAUAGAAUAUUAUACAUACAUAUAUUAUAUAAUAAUAAGUUUAAGGAUACGUCGUAAAUUAUAUAAAGACGUAGGCGUUACGGUGGAAACGGAAACGCGUGUUUCCACGUAGUUUGGCCGGUCACCGACGAAUCGAUCGAAUCGAACGUUUAUCGCACGAGGAUCUCUGUGAUAAUAUUAGCAAUUUAGUAACGUACGAAUAAAACACGCUUCGCGAUCGUUGGAAAGCUUGGAGCGACUCGAACGAGAAAAACGAAACGAGAACGAAAGAAGAAGAAGAGGAAGAAGAAACGUUUCGCGAUCGCGCGUUUUCAGCAACGAGGACGAUACGAUCGAUCCUCGCGGUCGUUUCGCGCGUUAAAAGAGCUUCCUUCGAGACCCAACGAAUUCGAGAAAAUCCUCGAUCAAGGACCAAAGACUCGACGAAGGAUUAUUCCAAAACAAGAUUCUAGUCAAAUCGAUGUUCGAUCACGAUUCCGUGAACCGGCCAAUGGUAAACGAGAGAAGAAGCGUAUCGACGAUACGACGGAGGCAUUGAAUCUCGUAUUUAUUCUCUUAGAGUUAGAACUUUUCGCUUCCGUUGUCUUUCCUGUCCCGGUUCUUCUUCUGUCCGUCGCGUUACCCCUCCGCGCGAACGCGCGCCAGAGGUUCUUUCCCCUUUUCCGAGCUUACUCGCUCGCGAGGUAAGUUUUACCUCUCUAAGCAUCUACCCGUAGUCUCUCUCUUAAUCGUUACGAAUCGUUCGAUCGUAAAUCUAAGCUACGUCUAGACUCGUUCUCUCUCGUUCGACUUAACCUCGUUCGUCCGUGUCUCGUGCGAAAUCGCGAUCGAUUCACGAUCGAAGAAAUCGUACGAAUAUCGCCGACGCUUUCCUUCUUCGACCUCCGCGAUCGCCGCACGAUCGCUACCC